Molecule: messenger RNA, 561 nt
Organism: Emiliania huxleyi CCMP1516
Lineage: Eukaryota; Haptophyta; Isochrysidales; Noelaerhabdaceae
Exons: 8
Coding region: 1-561 (186 amino acids)
Source: RefSeq, a predicted model, not a curated record
AUGCUCGACGACCUCCUCCAAGGGCGAGAUCUCGACAGCCUCACAGACGAAGAGAAGAUGGCCGUCCUCGACCCGCCUCGGACGGAGGCGGAGCGGCUCGCGUACCUCCGCUCCCGCGGCGUCGAGCCGACGGUCGCUGUGUCGCUCGAGUCGGCGGCCGCGCCGUCCGGCGGCGGGGACGUGCUCCCCGGCCUGCUGGCGCCGCGCUUCGCCGACGACGGCGUGAUGGACGACGCGACCGCGCUCGCUCUCGCCGCCGGGCUGAGCGGGCGGGCGAUCCACGGCAGCUACGCGUGGAGCCAGACGGAGGAGGAGGUCGAGUGGGUGCGGGAGGUAGACAGUCAGCUGGCCUUUAGGCGCGUGGGCGUGGCGUACGGCCGCGGCCGUUCCUUGCGCGUCUGCUUCGACGGAAAGGUUGCGGUGGAGCUGCCGGAGCUCUUCGACGCGGUGGUGCCGGAUGGGUGCGCGUGGACGCUCGAGUCCGGGGUCCUCGCGCUGACGCUCGAGAAGGCGGACGCGAGGCCGUGGGCGACGCUCGCCCUCGAGCUCACAAAGGCGUAG